Messenger RNA from Lethenteron reissneri (Far Eastern brook lamprey), 1183 nucleotides. RefSeq names its product coiled-coil domain containing 106 (gene CCDC106). Gene Ontology annotation, cellular component: nucleoplasm. NCBI's taxonomy places the organism in Eukaryota, Metazoa, Chordata, Hyperoartia, Petromyzontiformes, Petromyzontidae. The record is from RefSeq and is a predicted model, not a curated record.
AUGACCUCCGCCAGGCCCAAGAGACCCAGGGAAGUGCGAGACAUGUGGAGGGCGUUCAGCCAGGAGGCCGCUGCGGGAGACGGCGUGGCCACCGCGCAUCACAUCGCCACCGACCACGUGGUGUUCGGUCGCACGCGUGGAAAUCAGGAGGGCAAAGGUGUGGAGGUGUCCAUGUCAAGCUAUUCUGCAGAGCUUUCCCAUGCUGCAAGGACUGGUGCACGCAUCCCAGGUGGUCCAGAGAGGCUCACCGAACUGUUUUUCAGCGCUCAGCCCCCAACAACUCCAGACGUCGUGGAGCGUCCUGGCUCGCUGCUGCACGCGGAGGUGCUGCGGAGGGAGCUGGAGGUGGCGAGGCACCGCAUCGCCGUGCUGGAGAGAAGCAACAAGCACCUGCAGGCAGACAAGGAGUUCCUACAGAGCGUGCUCAGCAAAGGAGGGGAGAGAUCAAGCUGCAACAAGGCCCCGCUGACAAAUCGGCGCCGUCCCACAGCGGACGCCGAAGCGUCGCCGCCACCGUCGCCUGGCGACUCACACAGCAGUUCCUCCUCAGACACGGCCGACGGAACGGACCCAGAGGCAGGCCGACACGCGUUCCCUCCAGGGAACUACCACCGAGGCUGCAGGAAGGCGAGCAAGGGGGGCUGUGGGAAGGAAGGCUUACGCAAGGGCAUCCGAGUAAAGUCGGUGGAGGACGUCGUCUGGCGCUACAAGAAGGUGCUGUCGGUGUACCAGAAGACGAGGAGCGUGAAGCGUGCUUGCGAGAAGAUGAACGUUGACAGGAACACCAUUGCCCUCACGGCCCCCAUCGUGGACCUGGAGGUCGUGUCGCCCGGCCUGUACGCCGCCGUGGGGCCGUACGACGGGCGGACGGAACGCCUGCUCGACUUCUCCCGCCGGUGCUGGCACGCCAUGGACGAGGAGACGCGCGUGAACGUCGACAAGAUGAAGGCCGAGGGGAAGCUGCUGCCCAUCAGCUACAAGUUCAAGCGAAUGGCUCCACAACUGGCUCCACAGGCUCCACAGUGAUCGGGGUCCAUCUCCCGGGCCUUCUGGGCCAAACUACUUUUUGGAAAUGUACGAGAUUUCGUUCAUGAAAUUUUUAACUAAAAAUCUACUCUCAUGCCCUCCAGUGUGGUCUAGUUUGCAGGGAAGGACAUUUAUUUCUUAGGUGGGGUCAACUGUU